This is a messenger RNA of Notothenia coriiceps (black rockcod), 2667 nucleotides long. RefSeq names its product caspase recruitment domain family, member 19 (gene card19). Gene Ontology annotation, cellular component: mitochondrion. The record is from RefSeq and is a predicted model, not a curated record. Lineage: Eukaryota; Metazoa; Chordata; Actinopteri; Perciformes; Nototheniidae. The coding region runs from base 98 to 640 and encodes 180 amino acids. The transcript has 6 exons.
UUGUUUUUCCUUUUUUGAAGACGUUUACGUAAGCCACUCCCUGCCUGCGCGGUGACGUCAGGGGGCGUUCCAAACAAAGGACAGAGGGGACUCCACAAUGGGAGACAGUUUCCAUGAACAGCUGUUGGCGGACAGCGCCUUCCUCAGAGCUGACCGCAGACUGGACACAGAGCUGCUGGACAAAAUCAUCCUGCAGCUCAACAGGAUCUACCCGCAGAUCCUGUCAGACAAGGAGGCCACCAAAUUCAGAAACUUGGAUGUGUCUACAAGUGUCCGAGUGGGUGAGCUUCUGACCCACCUGCAGGGGAAAGGAGAUGAAGCCUGCAGGGAGUUCUACAGAGCUCUUCACCUGCAUGUGGAGGAAGUUUACUACAGCUUGCCUACCAGGCUGCGCCUCAGAGAUUCCUUAGAUCCCCUCACAAUUCCACGUGUCCAACAACAGAGACAUGUUCUAAAUGACAGAGGUCCGGUCUUCUUUCUGGGCUGUUUCAGCGUUGCAGUGGGAAUGGCUUUACUUUACUACUACAGUGAGACAAAAGUGACGGGAGGUAGCCGGGCCCUCGGGAUGGCAUCUCUGGGUUUGAAACGAAAAGCUCAGGAAGUUCUCAUAUGGUACACUGAAGAAGGCCUCAUGAAGUAAGGGAGGAGGGGGGCGACUCCUUCGCACCAGGUGCUUCAGCAGUUCUGCUCCUAUGAAUUGCACCAAAGCAUAGCACACUAUAUAUUUUCAGGAUUUGAUACUCAUUUUGUACACACUUGUAUGAAGUAUUCUGGUUGUGGUCUAAAAUGAGGAAUAUGGGGUAUUUAGUCCUAGGCAUAGAGCUACAUUUGGCCCUUUGCUCUGUUUUCCUCACAUGUUGUUACCUAUUUAAGUUGGCAAAUGGGACUGAAUACACUCAUGGCAUGAACACAGGGAAAUCAAAAACAAGCUCAUUAAAGAAGUUGUUCUCACUACCUUUUUAAUGUGGAACAAAAUAACUUUUACAAACCAAAUAAACAAGAAAAACAUAGUAUAGUGUCAAAAUUAGACAUAAAUAAAUAUUUACAAUUGGAAGUAUGUUAUUGACUAUAAAUUGUCAAUUUUCAGCAAAGCUAAAUAUAGCCUCCAAUUAAUUGGUGUAUUUUGCAGUCCUAUAAUAACUAUCCUUAAAUGCAGAAAUGAUAAUUUCGUACUGAGAAUAUCCUAAAACAUUUUUUUUUGUGAUGAUGAAUAACAUUGCCAACUGAUGUCAAGCAUACAACUUAAAAGUUCUCCCCAAAUGUAUUCAGAAACCAACUCCAUGAUGCUCAGCAUUGGUGGAACAAUACUGCCCUCUUGUGGCUAAAAGUGAACUACAUCACCAGCAGUGCACACAUAUGUUGGCUUGUCUUGUUUUCAUAAUAGCUUCCCGAAAAUCUGCUGCUCACAUUUAGACAGAAAACGGGAUAAGGCGUUUUAACAGCAAGACAUUAUAUUGAGCCGUGUCUGUAUAAUAACACUUUUAGACGAGUUUUGCAACCACGUGAUUCCCUCCGCCAAUGAAACACGCUACCACCUCUUCCCAUAAUGCAGUGCGCAUUAUGGGAAGAGCUACCCAAAACAUAAAUAAUGUCUAAUGAAGAGUCGUAAUAUAAGUAAGUCGUAAUACAAAUUAAACAGUAAUUGAACUUUUUACGAAUGAAAUAUUCACCAUGUGUGUCUAAUAUAUGUGUUUUUGUUUAGUAUCCUAUUCUGAAGUUACACCGUAAUAAAAAGUAGGUUCCGUAUGCCCUGGUAUAUAUAGGGCGGAGUUACUUAUUCUCUAUGUGUUGUAUGAAAGGAGAGAAGGUUAGCACUCCCCUCGACAAGGAUGGAAUUGGCCCUAGUGGCCAUCAACACAUAUACGGUUAAGGCACUGCCACUUACUUCGUGGCAUCUAUAACCAGAUUUUUUGAUUAGUAUAAAUUCGACUUAAUCCAACAAUUAUUUACUAUCUCUUAAUUUUCUUUUCCCCGUUCAACGUUUAGACCAUUUACUCUAAGUUUUACUGCAGGAUGUGAACUCUUACAGAAAUGCCUUCAGCAUUUAGCCUCUGCUGAAUACACGAAGGGUUACUGAAACUCCUGUUUUUUCUAUCUCAUAGAAGGAGCUAAUAAACUCAGUUUGUGAGCGUUAAAGUGCAUUCAAAUUUGUAUAUAAUUCACAGCUAUAGAUAUUGUAUUUUAUAGAUAGAGUGGAUAUUAUAUUAAUCUCAUUGUGCCUUUUGGUUGACUAUUUGUCAAUAAUUUAAUAAAUUGUAUUAAUUUACUCUACACAGAUAGGUAGAAUUAGUUGGUAUUUCUCAGGCUGUUUGUAAUCCAUGACAUAGAGAACAUACUAGUAACUAUCAUAAUGGUGCUGUGGUACGACUGUCUCCUUAUUAAUGGUCUCUUGCUGGGGUAGACUUCAGGGUAUCAAAAGCCAAUACCAAGAAAAUCUAAAAAUGUUCAAUGUGCAUGACUUUGUUGUUAUUGUACGAAUCAAUUUUGUAUUAUUAUUCUAAAAGGAAAUAUUGAUAACUGAUUUUGGAUGUCCAUUGCCUGGUGGUUUGUUACAUUUUGUGUAAUGUGUCACGUACAAAGGCCUUAAAUUAGAAGUGCCAUCGUUUGAACUGAGACUUUGGUCUUUUAUAAAAAUGCAUGAUAAGAAUAAACGGGACAAAAAACACA